CAUAAGAAUCAAAUCUGCAAUGAGAAGAGGUUGUUAGAAAAAAAGAGAAAAGGAAAAGAAAAGCUCAGGCCAUAUGAUUGAUUUUCCACCACUCAAGUAGAGAAUAUUUAAAUAGGGGAGGGGUAUCAAUUGAAUUAGAAUCUCUCAGUGCUAUGUGAACUUUCACUUCCAUUAUCACCGAAUUUCCCAAUACAGAACGUCACUAAGAGAAAGAGAAGUAAAAGAAAACCUCCCCUGUUCAGGCUUGCAGACAGAGAGAAGAUGAAGGCAUCCACUUUCAUGCUUCUGCUAGCAGUCAUGCUUCUGGCUAUCUCACACAUCUGUGUGGUAGCAGAGGACAGAGAACAACAAGUGAAGAAGACUUACAUCAUUCACAUGGACAAGUCCCAAAUGCCGGCAAGUUUUGAGGAUGACCAUUUCCAGUGGUAUGACUCAUCUUUGAAAUCAGUGUCGAAUUCGGCAGACAUGCUUUACACCUACAGAACCAUAAUUCAUGGCUUCUCCACAAGGCUGACUGCUGAGGAAGCUGAGCUGCUUGAAAAGCAGCCAGGAAUUCUCUCUGUUCUACCUGAAAGGAAAUACGAGCUUCAUACAACUCGGACGCCAGAGUUCCUUGGAUUGGGGAAAAACGAAGCCUUCUUGCCAGCAUCAGAUAAAGUGAGUGAGGUGAUUGUUGGAGUCGUUGACACCGGUGUGUGGCCCGAGCUCAAGAGCUACGAUGACACGGGUCUUGCGGCAGUACCAAGUAGCUGGAAAGGGUCGUGUGAGGUGGGAACAAACUUCAGUUCCUCAAGCUGCAACCGGAAACUCAUUGGUGCCAGAUAUUUCUCAAAGGGGUAUGAAGCAGCACUUGGACCCAUCGACGAAAAGACAGAAUCAAAAUCACCAAGAGAUGAUGAUGGCCAUGGAACUCACACCUCAUCCACUGCAGCCGGGUCUGCAGUUCCAGGAGCUAGCCUCUUCAGUUACGCUUCAGGGACAGCACGGGGGAUGGCUCCACAAGCUCGAGUAGCCACAUAUAAGGCGUGCUGGCUCGGUGGUUGUUUCGGUUCUGAUAUCACAGCAGCAAUGGACAAGGCUGUUGAAGAUGGUGUCGACGUUUUAUCUUUGUCUAUUGGGGGAUCACUGUCCGAUUAUUACAGAGACACUGUUGCCAUCGGAGCUUUCUCUGCUGCAGCGCAAGGGAUCCUUGUGUCAUGUUCAGCUGGUAAUGGUGGACCGGAUUCUGGGAGCUUGUCCAAUGUUGCGCCUUGGAUAACCACAGUGGGUGCUGGAACAUUGGACCGCGAUUUCCCAGCUUUUGUUAGCCUCGGAAAUGAAAAGAAAUACAGAGGUAUAUCACUCUAUAGGGGAACAUCCUUAUCUAGUGGAUUACUUCCACUUGUAUAUGCUCGCAAUGCAAGUACCUCCUCAAGUGGUGAGCUAUGCAGUCCUGAAAGUUUGAUACCUGCAAAGGUUGCCGGGAAAAUUGUGGUAUGUGAUCGAGGGGGAACUCCUAGAGUCCAAAAGAGCUUGGUGGUCAAAAAGGCUGGUGGCUUAGGGAUGAUUUUGGCGAACACUGAUACUUACGGAGAAGAACUUGUUGCAGAUGCAUAUCUCUUGCCUACAGCAGCAGUUGGCCAGAAAGCUGGUGAUGCAAUAAAAAGCUAUAUUGCCUCAGGUUCUAAUCCAACAGCCACAAUUGCUCUGGGAGACACAGAGUUAGAUGUGCAACCCUCACCAGUGGUGGCAUCAUUCAGCUCUAGAGGACCAAAUCUCAUCACUCCAGAAAUACUCAAACCAGACUUAAUAGCACCAGGAGUGAACAUCCUUGCUGGGUGGACCGGUGCAGUUGGACCAACUGGACUUCCUGAAGACAAAAGGCGGGUCACCUUCAACAUCAUUUCAGGUACAUCCAUGUCAUGUCCACAUGUGAGUGGUUUGGCCGCCCUCGUCAAGGCAGCUCACCCAGAAUGGAGCCCUGCUGCCAUUAAGUCUGCACUCAUGACCACAUCCUAUACAACUUACAAAACUGGGGAAACAAUCAAAGAUAUAGCAACUGGAAAUCCUGCAACACCGUUCGAUUAUGGUGCUGGGCAUGUGGACCCAGUGGCAGCCCUUGACCCUGGCCUUGUCUAUGAUGCUGCUGUCGAGGACUACCUAAGCUUCCUCUGUGCCUUGAAUUAUACCACAAACCAGAUCAAGCAAACCACUCAUAGAGACUUCACCUGCGAUUCAAGCAAGAAAUACAGCCUUGGAGAUUUAAAUUACCCAUCUUUUGCUGUUCCUCUAGAAACAGCUUCAGGCAAAAGGGGUGGUUCUGGAGCUUCAACCACUGUAAAAUACACACGGACGCUGACCAAUGUGGGUACCCCGGCAAAAUACAAGGUAUCAGUGUCUUCACAGACACCAUCAGUGAAGAUCACGGUUGAACCAGAAUCACUGAGUUUCAGUCAAGCAUACGAGAAGAAAACUUAUACUGUGACUUUUGUUGCUAGUUCUUCACCAUCCGGUACAACUAGCUUUGGUCGGCUGGAAUGGUCUGAUGGGAAACACACAGUAGGUAGUCCUAUUGCUUUCAGCUGGGAAUAAUUUUAACAGCAUUGAAGAACUGAUCUAACUCCAGAUCAGAAUUGUAUGGUUCCUGCAAAAAAAAAAAAACCAAGUGUAUAUCUCUUAGUAUGUUGUGAACUUGUCCUGUAGCUCUCUGGUAUCCUAAGAACUGAGCACAUAUAGCCAGUUGAUGUGUUUCUUUUUUCCACUCUUGAAAUUAAAAGGGAAUGCAAAGAUUGAAAAUUAAUUGUACAGGAAACUGUAUAGACAUGGGGCUUUGAAAAGGAU
Molecule: messenger RNA, 2820 nt
Organism: Prunus avium (sweet cherry)
Lineage: Eukaryota; Viridiplantae; Streptophyta; Magnoliopsida; Rosales; Rosaceae
Product: subtilisin-like protease SBT1.7
Biological process (GO): proteolysis
Molecular function (GO): serine-type endopeptidase activity
Source: RefSeq, a predicted model, not a curated record